AUGCAGUGGCAUGAUGAAUUCUGCAGCAGUGCAGGGAUCAAAUUUGGGCACGUGUCAAAGUGGCUUUACUCUCACCUGGAGGAGGCAGGCAGCACUGUGAAACUCAUAUUCUUUGACUUCUUCAGUGCAUUCAACAUCAUCUGGCUUGACUUGCUCAGCGAUAAGGUACAUGACAUGAAGGUGGAGGCUCCACUGGUGGCCUGGAUUACCAACGGUGGCAACUCUGAAUGUGAAUCAUUGAUUAAAGUACAACGCGACACAGUUUAUGAGGUUGUGAUUGGAGGAAACCUGAAGAUUACCUGCUCAGUUGUUUUCUGCAGCAGUUCACCACCAAAUGUAUCCUGGUUUAAAUUCGGAGAAAAAACUUUUGUUCCUGUCGAUUUCAACAGAAAUCCUCACAUCAAAAAAGAGUGGGAAACGUUAAAUCAUACUGAAGGGAAAUCAUAUUUGGUCUUCCAAAACAUACUCAGGAAUGAUUCUGCACUGUAUCAAUGUCAAGCUCAAGGCCAAAUUAGUCAUGCCAUCAACCUAUCUAUCAGCGAUCACAGAAAUCCAAUCCCAACACCGGGUACACCUGAUGCCACACGAAGUCCAGAUGCUCCUGCCAAAGAUUUUUUCUGGAUGUACUUGUACUGUGCUGCUGCCAUUUUGGUAUUCGUCACCAUCGUGAUCGUUACGUCUGUCAUAGCAAUGCGAGGCUGUAAAGGGAAGUGGCAGAAAGAGGUGGCACCUGACAAUCAGUACAUGGGCAUACCAAUGUGUGAGCAAGCCUCCCCACAUCUCAGUGUCCAAGCUCCCCAAAGAGCAAGCCCCUCCUCCCACCAUGCCCUACCCAGCAUAGUUCCUGAGCCUGUCAUUUAUAGCGUACCAGCUCGCCAAUCUACCCGGAAAAAGAUGUCACCCUCACGACCCCAUGACAACAAGAAUGUGUGCAAAAGCAACACAGAGGGAGGACAAAGGAUGAGGGAUAUGGGGGAGGAAGAAGGGAGGUCUAUUGUGUAUGCUGCUCUCAAUCAUCAGAUUCUACCCGGAGCUGCCGCUCGGCCGAGAAAGCCACGGGAGGAGACUUCAGAGUACGCGGCCAUCCGUGUGUCGUGACGCUUCAUCGCAUCCAGAUAGACCGACGGUGUCAAACUCAAGCACAGUUACCAUCAUAAACAACAAACAAAAACAUAUAGUUCAUCAGAUUUAAUCUGUUCAUUUGUGUGA
Thalassophryne amazonica is the source of this 1209-nucleotide messenger RNA. RefSeq lists its product as uncharacterized. NCBI's taxonomy places the organism in Eukaryota, Metazoa, Chordata, Actinopteri, Batrachoidiformes, Batrachoididae. Gene Ontology annotation, cellular component: plasma membrane. The transcript has 6 exons. The record is from RefSeq and is a predicted model, not a curated record. The coding region runs from base 1 to 1098 and encodes 365 amino acids. Gene Ontology annotation, molecular function: signaling receptor activity. Gene Ontology annotation, biological process: immune response-regulating cell surface receptor signaling pathway.